AUGUCCGAGUCAAGCCCCGUGGACACAGAGAGCAGCCCCCGCCCGCUGCCGGGCCCCCGGGUCCCCAGAGGGGAGGAUGCGGAGCCCGGGGAGGAGAAGGUCUGCGCCGUGUGCGGGGAACCGCGCCACCGGAUCUCGCCGCUCAAAGGGGCCACCCUGGAGAUCUGCCAGAUCCAGUUCAAUGCCAUCUUCAACGCGGAGACCAACGCCCGGGAGCGCGGGCACCACCAGGGUGCCCUGGCCGGCUUCCAGCAGAUCUACUUGAUCAAGUUCCACGUGAGCCUGAAGAAGCUGCCGCUGCACAAGGCCAAGUACGUCCUGCUCCAGGCCGUACUGCUCUUCUCGCCAGACCACACCGGCAUCACCCAGCAGAACUUCAUCGACCAGUUCCAGGAGAAGGCGGCCCCGACACUCAAGAGCUACAUCGACCACCGGCACCCUGUGCCCGAGGGCAGGUUUCUCUACGCGAAGCUGCUGCUGACGGAGCUGCAGACGCUGAAGGUGGAGAACACGCGACAGGUUGUCCACAUCCAGGACCUGUCCUCCGUGAUGCCGCCGUUCUCCGAAAUCAGCUAG
Aptenodytes forsteri (emperor penguin) is the source of this 576-nucleotide messenger RNA. RefSeq names its product nuclear receptor subfamily 1 group I member 3 (gene NR1I3). Gene Ontology annotation, biological process: negative regulation of transcription by RNA polymerase II; positive regulation of transcription by RNA polymerase II; cell differentiation. The record is from RefSeq and is a predicted model, not a curated record. NCBI's taxonomy places the organism in Eukaryota, Metazoa, Chordata, Aves, Sphenisciformes, Spheniscidae. Gene Ontology annotation, molecular function: nuclear receptor activity; RNA polymerase II cis-regulatory region sequence-specific DNA binding.